Nestor notabilis (Kea) is the source of this 284-nucleotide messenger RNA. It is a transcript of the gene RITA1, whose product is annotated as RBPJ interacting and tubulin associated 1. Gene Ontology annotation, cellular component: cytoplasm; nucleus. Gene Ontology annotation, biological process: negative regulation of Notch signaling pathway; Notch signaling pathway; nuclear export. Lineage: Eukaryota; Metazoa; Chordata; Aves; Psittaciformes; Psittacidae. The transcript is spliced from 2 exons. The annotation marks the transcript as partial. The record is from RefSeq and is a predicted model, not a curated record. Gene Ontology annotation, molecular function: tubulin binding.
GCUGAGAGGCCACACUCCAUCCUUCUGCGAUGAGUCCCUGUUCGGUCCGGCCCGCUCCACUCCUUGCAUUAGGAAGGAAGAUGUAGCCAAGCUCCAGGCGCUGCUCUGGAGCCCUCCGCCUGCCCCCCGAAGCCAGCCUGGCCUCUCCCCGUGCUGCAGGGACACCCCGGAACAACAAGGCAGCGGGUACCUGCAAGCCCAGGCCUCCCUGGAAGUGAAGCCAGAUGUCCCUCUGGAUGUAAAUGCAGCCUUGGCCUACCCAGGACUUCCUGAUGACCAAGUCC